AUGGCGAACGCGGGCGCCCCGACGCCCUCCAAGGGCCUGCAGCGCCGCUUCAAGGGCUGCUCCAAGAUUGGCGAGUAUGAGCUGCUCAAGAAGCUGGGCGAGGGUACCUUUGGAGAAGUCCACCAGGCGCGGCACGUCCGCUCCGGCCGCAUCUUCGCUAUGAAGAAGAUCCUCACCCACAACGAGAAAGACGGCUUCCCCAUUACAGCCCUGCGCGAGAUCAAGCUGCUCAAGAUGCUGUCUCACGAGAAUGUCCUGAAGUUGGAGGAGAUGUCUGUUGAGCGCCCCAAGGCAGAGGGCAGAAAGCGCGCCAUCCUCUACAUGGUCAUGCCGUACAUGGACCACGACCUGUCUGGCCUGCUCGACAACCCUGACGUUCACUUCUCUGCACCCCAGAUCAAGUGCUACAUGCUACAGCUGUUCAAAGGCCUCCGCUACUUGCACGACAACCACAUCCUUCACCGCGACAUGAAAGCCGCGAAUCUGCUCAUCAACAACCGCGGACGACUACAGAUUGCUGACUUUGGCCUGGCGCGCCAUUACGACGAGCUUGUGCCGCAGCGCGGGAAGGGCAACGGCGAGGCUCGACGAGACUACACCACGCUGGUGGUCACGAGGUGGUACCGGCCGCCCGAGCUAUUACUCCAAUUGCGACGAUACACACCCGCCAUUGAUAUGUGGGGUGCUGGUUGCGUCUUUGGCGAAAUGUUCAAACGCAAGCCCAUCCUUGCUGGACAAAGCGACCUUCACCAGGCGCAGAUUAUUUUCGAGCUGGUAGGCUCGCCAAACGACCGCAGCAUGCCUGGAUGGAACCAGCUGCCCGGCGCAGAGCCUGUCCGAGCUUUCCCAACCAGCACUGGCCAGCUCUCCCAGAAGUUCCGGGAGCUCAGCCCGCAAGGCCUGGAUCUCCUCAGCAAGCUACUGAUGCUCGACUGGCGAAAGCGCAUCAACGCCAUAGAUGCUAUCGACCACCCUUACUUUACGGAGGAACCCAAGCCGAUGCGCGAGGAGGAUAUACCCACCUUUGCCGACUCACACGAGCUUGACAGGCGCAAC
Messenger RNA from Paraphaeosphaeria sporulosa, 1056 nucleotides. Its product is annotated as Pkinase-domain-containing protein. Gene Ontology annotation, cellular component: nucleus. The record is from RefSeq and is a predicted model, not a curated record. Gene Ontology annotation, molecular function: ATP binding; cyclin-dependent protein serine/threonine kinase activity. Gene Ontology annotation, biological process: protein phosphorylation. NCBI's taxonomy places the organism in Eukaryota, Fungi, Ascomycota, Dothideomycetes, Pleosporales, Didymosphaeriaceae. The annotation marks the transcript as partial. The transcript has a single exon.